UGCUAGCUAGGAACGUUUUGUCAAGUCACGAUCGAGCUAUAGCCACUACUCCCACCGUACGCUGGUCACCUGGAGAUGUGGAGGCUGAAGGUGUCGGAGGGCGGCAGCCCGUGGCUGCGUUCCCCGAGUAGCUUCCUCGGUAGAGCGGUGUGGGAGUUUGAUCCUGAGCUCGGUACGCCGGAGGAACGCGCAGAGGUUGAGAGGUUGCGCCGAGACUACACGCGGUGCCGUUUCGAGAAGAGGGAGUCACAGGAUCUUCUUAUGCGCAUGCAGUAUGCAAAAUUAAACCCCCUUCCGGCAAUUGUCCCAAAAGUGCAUCUCGACGAUAAUGCAGAAGUCACAGAAGAAAUAAUAUCAGCAUCCCUGAGGCAGGCCCUAAAUCAGUAUUGCACGCUACAAGCGCAUGAUGGUCAUUGGCCUGGUGACAAUAGUGGAAUUAUGUUCCUUAUGCCUAUGUUUAUAUUCUCUUUAUAUGUUACCGAAAAUCUUCACAGCGUCAUAUCAUCAGACCAUCAACGUGAGAUAUGCCGUCACAUUUACAACCAUCAGAAUGAGGAUGGUGGUUGGGGGACACAUGUUAUUGGGCCAAGCAACAUGCUUUGCUCAUGCUUAAAUUAUGCAGCCUUAAGGCUUCUCGGUGAGAUGCUGGAUUGUGAUAAUGGUGCAUUGGCAAAAGGGCGAGCCUGGAUUCUGUCACAUGGAAGUGCUACUGCUGUACCACAAUGGGGAAAGAUAUUCCUCUCGAUAAUUGGUGCCUACGAUUGGGUAGGAAACAAUCCAAUUUUUCCAGAAUUAUGGAUGGUUCCAUAUUUUCUUCCAAUUCAUCCAGGCCGUUUUUGGUGCUUUUGUCGAAUGGUGUAUAUGUCAAUGGCAUAUCUUUAUGGGAAGAAAUUUGUUGGGCCUAUUACUCCAACUAUAUUGGCAUUACGAGAGGAGCUCUACAACAUACCGUAUCGCAAUAUUGAUUGGAAUAAGGCGCGUCAAUCUUGUGCCAAGGAAGACUGUCGGUGUCCUCACUCAAAGGUUCAAAGAACUAUAUUUUAUUGUUUUCACAAGUUUGUGGAGCCCGUGAUAAGUAGUUGGCCAACCAACAAGCUAAGAGAAAGAGCUUUGAGUAAGCUCAUGGAACAUAUUCAUUACAAUGAUGAAACAACUGAAUACAUCACCAUUUGUCCCGUUGACAAGGCAUUGAGCAUGAUUUGUUGUUGGGUAGAAAAUCCAAAUUCAUAUGCUUUAAAGCAACAUCUUCCAAGAGUAUAUGAUUACAUGUGGCUAGCAGAAGAUGGAAUGAAGGCAAAGAUAGCAGAUGGUUGCCAGAGCUGGGAGAUAUCAUUUAUAAUUCAAGCAUUUGUCUCAACAGAUCUUAUAGGAGAGUUCAGUAAAACUAUAGAAAAAGCACAUGACUUUCUAAAAAAUUCACAGGUUAUUUCAAAUUGUCCAAGUUAUCAAAAAAAUUACCGUCAUCGAUCAAAAGGUUCAUGGACUCUUUCAACAAUAGACAUUGGUUGGGGUGUGUCUGAUUGUACUGCUGAGGCUAUUAAGGCAUUAUUGUUGUUAUCAAAGAUGUCACCCAACCUUGUCGGUCAUCCAAUACAAGAACAAAGGUUGUAUGAUGGCGUUGACUGCAUCCUUUCUUUGAUGAAUAAAGAUGGUUCGUUUUCUACAUAUGAACGUAGAAGAACAAACUCCUGGUUAGAGGAUCUUAAUCCAUCUGACAGUUUUCAGAAUAUUGUUAUCGAUCAUCCAUCUAUGGAAUGCACAUCAUCCGUGCUUGAGGGUCUGAUAUUGUUCAAAGAGCAAUAUCCACAUUAUCGAUGCAAAGAGAUAGAAAAAUGUAUAAAAAAUGCUGCUACAUACAUUGAGAACAAACAAAGAAAGAAUGGUUCUUGGUAUGGCACUUGGGGUAUUUGUUUCACUUACGGGGCCUUCUUUGCGGUGAAAGGUUUAGCUGCUUCGGGAAGGACUUAUGAUAAUAGUGAUUGUAUGAGGAAAUCAUGUGAAUUUUUAUUGUCCAAACAACAGAGUACAGGUGGAUGGGGCGAAAGCUAUCUUUCCAUUGAAACCGAGGAGUAUGUGGACAGCGGUAGUUCUCAUGCAGUGGCCACUGCAUGGGCAAUGCUUGCAUUGAUUUAUGCUGGCCAGGCUGAAAUAUAUCCAGUGCCACUAUAUCGUGCGGCAAAACUAUUGAUGAAUAUGCAGCUAGACUCGGGAGAGUUUCCCCAACAGGAACACAUGGGAUGUGCUAACUCCGCCUUUUUCUUUAACUAUCCCAACUACCGCAAUAUUUUCCCUAUAAUGGCUCUAGGAGAGUUUCGUCGUCGUCUUAUUGAAAAUCAAAGUCGAUGAAGAUAAACAUAGCUAUCUAUUUUGUUGAUGACUCUAUGGUUUUGGAAUGUUUCAAAGUAUAUUAUUGUGUCCAAUAAAUCAAUUGUUAAGAAUGGUUAUCGUCUACAUUGAUUGUUCGUGAAUAUGUAACUCAUGUUGUUGAUUAUGUGGCUUCUAUAUUUGGGUGACUA
Hordeum vulgare subsp. vulgare (domesticated barley) is the source of this 2516-nucleotide messenger RNA. Its product is annotated as achilleol B synthase-like. NCBI's taxonomy places the organism in Eukaryota, Viridiplantae, Streptophyta, Magnoliopsida, Poales, Poaceae. Gene Ontology annotation, cellular component: lipid droplet. Gene Ontology annotation, biological process: triterpenoid biosynthetic process. The transcript is spliced from 18 exons. The coding region runs from base 76 to 2346 and encodes 756 amino acids. The record is from RefSeq and is a predicted model, not a curated record. Gene Ontology annotation, molecular function: intramolecular transferase activity.